UCGGACCAUCACCAGUAACACACACGGCGGCAGGCAGCCAAAGGUUACACCGUGACCACGCGUGCAGCGGUGGAUUCAACGAUAACCCGUGCCUGUCUCUGUGUGGUUUUUUUAUUAUAGCUCGCAUGAUAUCGCGUAAACGAAUAGCAGGAGGAUCGCUUAGUGGGUCAGGUGUGCGAUUUGGACUCGGUAUCUGAUGUAGGCUGGGUUUUGAGUCUCACCCCUCCGCUCCACCGCUGGCCUUGUAUCAUUCGUUACUCGACGCCCGAGGCGCUGGUCGCGGGUAUGGACGCCCUGUGGAUGCUGUCGGUGCUGCUGGUUUUCUCGGUUCUGCUCUUGACCAGCAGCACGUUCGUCUUCUAUUUCAAAAAGUUUUUUUACGUGGCGUACAUGAUGGCUUUGGCCGUUAUAGCCAUACCGAUGUGCAUUCUAAAAUGCGGCGGGAGGGACAUUGAAAAUAUGAGGGUUAUCCGCUUCAUGGUUCGACAUGUGAAGUAUUUCCUGGGUCUGCGUUUUGAAGUCAGUGGUUGGCAGCAUCUACAGACGGAUGGGCCUUAUGUCAUCAUCUCCAACCACCAAUCAUCGCUUGACGUGCUAGGCAUGAUGGAGGUUCUGCCAGACCGCUGUACCACGAUUGCUAAGAAGGAGCUGAUGUGGGCGGGGACAGUGGGCAUGAUCUGUUGGCUGGGAGGAAUCGUCUUCAUUAACCGCAAAAAGACCAGCGACGCCAAGAACGUCAUGUGUGAUGCCGCUAACAAGGUCCUGGCUGACAAGAUCCGCUUGUGGGUGUUUCCUGAAGGCACACGCAAUCAAAAGGGUGACCUGUUGCCCUUUAAAAAGGGAGCGUUUCAUCUGGCGAUACAGGCACAGGUUCCUAUCAUACCCAUUGUGUUCUCCUCCUACAACAACUUCUACAAACGAAAAGAGAAAGAGUUUAAUUCAGGAACCAUCACUCUGAAGAUCCUACCGAAGAUUGAGACGAAAGGAUUGACGGCAGAUGAUGUGACAUCACUCACCGACCAAUCGUACGGCAUCAUGCGUUCAGCAUUUUUGGAGAUCUCCGGUAAAACCCCUCAGAGCAACGGGCCGUCCAGUCACUGAGCUCGAGCUCCUUCAUUCAGCCUGAAUACAAAGAAGGCUACGUCAUCAUGGUGGCGACGGUAACCAUGACAACCAGGCGCUUUGGUAUCUACGGCGUCCUCAUGAAGCAGGAAUACAUGUGCAUACACAGACAAAUUACAUACGUACACAUUCACGUGAAUACACAGCAGAUUUUAUCUUAGCCUAGAUUUGAUCUCCCAUCGGACAACAGGGGGCGCUGAGAUGUGGAAAGCGUUUUUUGGGCAAACCUGGCGUGACUCUGGCGUUUCGCGUGUCUCUGGUCGCUGUUGGGAUUGAUCUGCUAUCGUUGGCGACAGGUCGAGUUUGGAGUGACACCCUGAGAACAUCGUGGAUGUGUGUUUGAUCUGCAUGCUUUCUCUGUUUCUCUGUCCUUCUUUCACAGAUCAUCUACAGCGACCGACUCUGUUCGUUAUAUUCUUGCGUUUUGGGAAAUCGGUGACAAACGCCUGUUUUAUUUAGUUUGCCUUUAACAGCCCAGCUCAUAGGAGAUGGCCCUUUAGUGUUUCAAUUAAUUAAGUUGAUUUAAAGGUUAUUGACCAAAAUCUGAAUUCAAAACCUUAACCCGCUUCGUGCGUGGUCACUUAAACAAAGGAAAUCCCAGGUUGCUCGCUUUUGUCAAAUAUUACGUUUGUUCGUCCUCAAAAGUGUCGAAAGGUUAACAAGUGCAGCUUCUUCCUGUGCCAUGUGUCCAAAGUGUCUCAGCUAUCAUCGGCUGUGCAGUAUCUGACUGUUGUUUAAACACUAGUGAUUGUUUAAAUAGAAAUGCGUUCAAGUUGCUUUGUUUAUUCAGUAUAUGUCUGUUUUGUUUGCGUUAAAGCUACGACAUGUUUUUUUAUUCUUAAAUGCUUAUUUAACCACACCUAAAUUGUUCACAAGGGAACCAUUAUUAUAAUGAGUGAUCUACUAAGUAUUAUCUAACAUGUUAUCUAGAGUAGCGUUUAUUUUUUAAAACUUUCAAUCUAAAGAAUGCGCUGUAAAAAAUAUGCAAAAACAUUUUUGUUUCAACUACGAUAUUUUCACCUUAAAAAUCAACUUUUCUUUGUUGCAUACAAUGUUCGGAUCAAACAACUACUAAAAACGAAAUCGAACUGAAUAAGAUAUAAUGCAAAUUGCGAGCUCUUUAAAAUGUUUUGUCGUGGUGGUGUCACUUAUACCAUCUCCAAAAAUUACCCACAAUUCCAGAUAAAGUUGGGUUUUCUGCUUCUGUCUCUAGAUGGCAUGAGCCGGUCUUAUACCUGGUAGGGAUGCUUAACGAUUAAUCGCGAUUAAUCGUUAGCAGAAUAAAAGUUUUUGUUUACAUCACAUAUGUGUGUAAACUGUGUAUAACAAAUAUGUAUAUAUAUAAAUAUGAACACAUUCAUGUAUAAUUUUAAGAAAAACAAAUGUAUAUAUUAAAUAUUUAUAUUUAUAUAUAAUAUAAAUUAUACUUAAAUAUACAAAUGUAUAUACACAUGUAAACAUUUCUAAAACAUAUACAUGCAUGUGUGUACAUUUAUUUAUACAAAGUUAUUAUACACAGUUCACACACAUAUAUGAUGUAAACAAAAACUUUUAUUCUGCUAACGAUUAAUCGCGAUUAAUCGUUAAGCAUCCCUGUCUUAGAUCAGUACUGUACCGUACCGAAAUAUACUUGCGUUUAAUCUAAUAAACCCAUUUACUAAAGUUUCAGCUCUUAGAGAGCAUAACCGAAUGUAGGAAAUACUUUUAUAUAUUGUACCUACUGAUAAUUAGAUUAUUUAAAAAUAUUGAUGAUUUAAUGAUUAUUUAACACAUAUUUAUUAAGCCAAACUGUAUUAAAAACACAUGGUUAUGCAUUGAUCAAAAUUUAUAACCACAUUCACACAUUUAUAAUUGAGUUCCUAUGUGUAAUGUUUGAUGAUGUAAUUUGUAUUAUUUGAUAAGAAUAUAUAACAUCCAUAAUUCAAUAUGUACGACUUAAUAUUCGAGGGCUGAAUUGUACAUAUGCAGUAUGUAAUAAUUUGCUCCUCGAGCUAAAAACAUCACAACUAGAUUUGAAUAAUGUGUAUUGGGCUAUAGUUUUAUAAGCCUUUCUUUCUUAUUCUCAGUCUAACUUUUGCCCUGCUGAACACGCCAACUGUAUAAGAAGAAAUAUACCUAAAAAUUGUGUAUGAAAAAUGUAGUUGUUGUAUGAUUUCCACCAAAGCUAUUAAGGAUAAAGAACAAAUGAAGCUUUUAAAUGAUUUCUGAUUUUAAUUUCUGAUACUGUCGGACGUUUUACGGGCAGGCAGCGUUAUGUGCUAAACGUGUUUGGGUGCCGACCUGACGCACAGCUGUGAGCCCAUUGUAAAUCUGUAAAGUCAUGAGAUGAUAGUUAUAUAUCAGAUGUUGAUGUGCUAGAAUCUGGAUACGAUCCGUGUAAUGAACAUCUUGGAAAAAGUAAAUAAAAUCAUCUGUUUUUCCUAUAGAAA
Messenger RNA from Paramisgurnus dabryanus, 3551 nucleotides. It is a transcript of the gene agpat2, whose product is annotated as 1-acylglycerol-3-phosphate O-acyltransferase 2 (lysophosphatidic acid acyltransferase, beta). The record is from RefSeq and is a predicted model, not a curated record. Gene Ontology annotation, biological process: phosphatidic acid biosynthetic process. NCBI's taxonomy places the organism in Eukaryota, Metazoa, Chordata, Actinopteri, Cypriniformes, Cobitidae. Gene Ontology annotation, cellular component: membrane; endoplasmic reticulum. Gene Ontology annotation, molecular function: 1-acylglycerol-3-phosphate O-acyltransferase activity.